CUGACAGCCUCAGGAUCUGUAGAACCCUCUCUGUCUGUAGUUCCCAGACAGAGCCUCGGCUUUUCCAAAGAUGGCCUGGAGACAGCUGUUCCUGAUCUCCUGCCUCUCAGCCGUUGUGCUCCUGUCCAUCCUGCGGGAGGGGACAGCUGUGUCAGUGGGCACCAGGCGGUUGGCAGGACAAGAGGUGCAGGAAGGCGUGGAAGAGAAGGUUUUCAUGCAGGAAUCAGAUGCCUUGAAUUUCCUCAAGAAGCGAGGCAAGCGGUCCCCCAGAUCCCGAGAAAAGGUCAAUGCGGAGAAGAGGCUGAAGCUGCAGGCGGACGAGCUAUGGAGAGAACAUCACGAGGAACAAAGGAACGAGUUUGAGAACUUUGUGGAGGAGCAAAACGAUGAACAUGAAGAGAGAAGCCGGGAGGCCAUCGAGCAGUGGCGCCAGUGGGAUAAUGACGGCCUGUACCCAUCCUAUCUCUACAACCGCCACCAUAUCUGACCUCAGCCCGAUGCACCCAGAAGAUGGCACUUGACACACCCGCCCACCCUCGGUAUUCGGGCACCUCUUUUGCAUACAAACAAGCCCCUUCCCAGUGCCUCAGCCUGGGGCCUUCUGUUCUCGUGGACAGAAAUGCCCUGGCUUGCGCUUCUGGGCAGGUGAAUUUCUGAGGUGAGCCAAGGCCUGUGGGGCCUCCUGGCAUCACCCCAUGGUGGUUUCCCACUGCUUCGCUAUGGUUCCCACAGUGAGACUCCUGGCCCAUAGAACAAUGAAAGAAUCACAGUAGAGAGAAAAGAUCACGUGUCUGCUUAUAGUUUCUGAAUAAAAACGCUGAGUCAA
Messenger RNA from Balaenoptera ricei (Rice's whale), 826 nucleotides. It is a transcript of the gene UCMA, whose product is annotated as upper zone of growth plate and cartilage matrix associated. Bases 71 to 487 code for a protein of 138 amino acids. Lineage: Eukaryota; Metazoa; Chordata; Mammalia; Artiodactyla; Balaenopteridae. Gene Ontology annotation, biological process: regulation of osteoblast differentiation; embryonic skeletal system development. The transcript is spliced from 5 exons. The record is from RefSeq and is a predicted model, not a curated record. Gene Ontology annotation, cellular component: extracellular matrix.